AUGGCCUCCGGCUGGUGCACAAUAGAGAGCGACCCCGGCGUCUUCUCGGAGCUCAUCACGGAGCUCGGCGUCAAGGGCGUGCAGGCGGGGGUGCAUGAGCUUUGGUCGCUCGACAAGGAGUCAAUGGCGGAGGUCGGGCCUGUGCACGGUCUCAUUUUCCUCUUUCGCUGGCGCGGCGAGAAGGACGACCGGGCCACCGUCACUCCCGGGCCCGGCGUGUUUUUCGCCUCUCAGAUGAUUCCGAAUGCGUGCGCGACCCAGGCCAUCCUCUCGGUGCUGAUGAACUGCCCGUCCAUCUCGCUGGGCGAGGAGAUGACCGCCUUCAAGGCCUUCACCAAGGACUUCCCCCCCGACGUCAAAGGGCUCGCCAUCUCCAACUCGGACCUGCUGCGCCGCGUGCACAACUCGUUCGCAAGGGCGGAGCCGACGGUGAGCGAGGAGCGGCGGGCGAGCAAGGAGGAGGACGAGGUGUACCACUUCAUCUCGUACGUGCCCGUCGAUGGCAAGCUGUACGAGCUCGACGGCCUCAAGGCGGGCACACCCUCGCUGUACCCCCUCCAGCCUCCAGCUGCUUGGCUCGACGCAGUCACUCCCGCCAUCCAGGCGCGGGCUCGGGCUUUGGGGAUCGAGCAGUACUCUUCGCGCGAGAUCCGAUUCAACUUGAUGGCCGUGCAGGCGAGGGCCGGCAAGCUGCCCUCGCCUGCGGAGCUCGAGCGGCUAGCCGCCUCCCACCCGGAGCCGCCUGCCACCGGGGAGGUCGCCGUCGACGAGCGGACGCUCGAGCAGCUCCUCAUCGCGCUCGCCCAUCUGACCGCCCGGGCGGCAAAGGUGGCCGCAGACAUCGAGAACGAGCAGCAGCGCGUCGGCCAGUGGAAGAUCGAAAACAUCCGCCGGCGGCACAACUACGCGCCCUUCAUCGUCAACUUCCUCAAGGCGCGGCCGAGAGAUGCAGCCGAGAGGCGGCCGAGACGCGGCGGCGGGCGUGUGCCAUGUCACGCGUCCGGCUGCGAACAGGUCCUCGCCGAGCGCGGCGAGCUUGGGCCCCUAGUGGAGCAGGCGAAGAAGAAGCAGCGGCACGGGGCUCGCUGA
Molecule: messenger RNA, 1089 nt
Organism: Emiliania huxleyi CCMP1516
Lineage: Eukaryota; Haptophyta; Isochrysidales; Noelaerhabdaceae
Exons: 6
Coding region: 1-1089 (362 amino acids)
Biological process (GO): protein deubiquitination; ubiquitin-dependent protein catabolic process
Cellular component (GO): cytoplasm
Molecular function (GO): cysteine-type deubiquitinase activity
Source: RefSeq, a predicted model, not a curated record